Molecule: messenger RNA, 1244 nt
Organism: Miniopterus natalensis
Lineage: Eukaryota; Metazoa; Chordata; Mammalia; Chiroptera; Miniopteridae
Source: RefSeq, a predicted model, not a curated record
AUGCAAACUGUGAGCACCCAGAUGAAGGCCACGGUCCUGAUGCGGCAGCCCGGGCGGGUGCAGGAGAUCGUGGGCGCCCUCCGCAGGGGCGGGCGAGACCGCUUACAGGUCAUUUCUGACUUUGACAGGACCUUGAGCAGGUCUUCCUAUAAUGGAAUGCCAUGCCCUUCUUCCCACAAUAUUCUGGAUAACAGUAAGAUCAUCAGCGAGGACUGCCGGAAAGAGCUGAAAGCACUCUUUCACCACUAUUACCCAAUUGAGAUUGACCCACACCGGACUGUCAAAGAGAAGUUACCUCAUAUGGUAGAAUGGUGGACCAGAGCACACAAUCUCCUGUGUAAGCAGAAGAUUCAGAAGUGUCAGAUAGCCCAGGUGGUCAAAGAGUCCAAUGCAAUGCUUAGGGAUGGAUACAAGGUGUUCUUCAACACCCUCUACCAAAACAACAUCCCCCUUUUCAUCUUUUCUGCGGGCAUUGGUGAUGUCUUGGAAGAAAUUAUCCGACAGGUGAAAAUGUUUCACCCCAACAUCCACAUUGUGUCUAACUACAUGGAUUUUGAUGAAAAUGGUUUCCUACAGGGAUUCAAGGGCCAGCUCAUACACACAUACAACAAGAACAGCUCCGUGUGCGAGAAUUCCAGUUACUUCCAACAGCUUCAGGGCAAAACCAACAUCCUCCUGCUGGGAGACACCAUGGGGGACCUCACUAUGGCCGAUGGGGUUCCAGGGGUGGAGAACAUUCUCAAGAUUGGCUUCCUAAAUGACAAGGUGGAGGAGCAGCGGGAGCACUACAUGGACUCAUAUGACAUUGUGCUGGAGAAGGACGAGACGCUGGAGGUGGUCAACAGGCUGCUGCAGCACAUCCUGCACCAGGGGGACUGGGUGGAGAUGCAGGGCUCGUGAGUGCGCAGGCGCAGGGCCGGUCUCAGCCGGCCGUGGCAGGGAGGGGAGCCUCCCUGGGAGGCUGCUCUGUUGUGAACCUGGUGUGUACAGAUAGUCCAGGCCAUUCCCAAGCAACUGGGUCCUCGCCCUCCCCUCCUCCUUUCCCUGGCACAUUCUGUUUGAGUUCUCCAAGGCCUGAGGGAGGCAGCAAAAGCCAGUCCAGAUGAAUCGGACCUGUGGGGUGUUUGCAUUCUGGGGAUCAUUUGGUCCAGGAUUCUUCUUUUCAAAAAUGUUUAACAUGGAAAGCUGUUCUUCAAACAAAUCGACUGUGUGAAGCAGAUCAAAAUAAAAAAGGAAAACCCAGA